AUGGUCCGAAAUGUCGUAACCGACUGCGAUAUCAUUCAAAAAGCCCUGGCAAGGGCGGAAAAGCUGGCGUUUCGGGGCUUUGAAAUCAAUUCCACUAGCGCCGACGAAGAUUUGGAGGAGUUGAAGUCGUUAAAAAUCGAUAUCUUGAGUGGUGACUGCCCGACCGGAGUACCACAAAUCGAUGUGGAUGAGAGUUACUCAAUCUCUAUCCCUAUCGAUAAAACUACCGCUAAAAUCGAGGCGAAUCAGGUUUGGGGGAUUUUGCGGGCCCUGGAAAGCUUUACGCAGCUUAUCUUCCAAGCGGCUGACGGAUCCCUCCAAAUCCACUCCGUCGACAUCCGAGAUCACCCCCGUUUCUCGUGGCGUGGAAUUUUGCUUGAUUCGAGUCGUCAUUUUCUGCCGAUAGAGAUCAUUCUAGAAAAUUUGGACAUCAUGGCCCAAAACAAGAUGAACGUCUUCCAUUGGCAUCUCGUGGAUUCGGAAGCUUUUCCCUAUCCUUCGGAGAAAUUCCCGAAUUUGACGGCAAAGGGCGCCUACAGCCCUCGUCACCACUAUACUGUUGCUAAUAUCAAGAAAGUAAUCGACUACGCGAGGUUACGUGGAAUUAGGGUGGUGGCGGAAUUUGACACUCCUGCCCACACUGGCUCCUGGGCCGGCGGAAAACCCGGGCUUUUGGCGGAAUGCUCGGAUCGUAAUUCACCAUCAAGUCUGAUCGACCCGACGCUUUCACAAAAUUACCAGUUCCUGGAGGAGUUCUUUAAGGAGGCCCUCAACCUAUUCCCCGACGAAUACAUGCAUUUUGGUGGCGAUGAGGUGGCGCAGGAUAUCAAGGAUUGCUGGCAAAACAACAAGGCCUUGCGAAAACGCAUGCAACGCCAAGGAUUUGGUGGCGACACGAAGAAACUGUUGAAAUAUUAUUGGAAACGCUUCUUCGAAUCGAUCGAAAAAGCGAGACCAGGCACAAAAAGGGUGGUCUGGCAAGAAGCGGCAGAGGCGGAAGGGCAGUUGUCAAAGGACACUCUCGUCCACGUUUGGGAUGGAACGACGAUUGAUUUGGCGAAGAAAUCACUAUCACAACUGACAAGACGAGGCCAUCAAGUGAUUUUCAGUAGUUGCUGGUAUUUAAAUAGAAUUCGCUAUGGCCCGGAUUGGGGCUACUUGAAUGGAAAAAACUUCAACUUCCGAGGGAUGUUCUACGAGUGCGAUCCCCAGGAUUUUUAUGGGACUCAGGAGGAAAAGGACCGGGUGCUCGGUGGCGAGGCGGCGAUGUGGGGCGAGUUUGUCGAUGGCACGAAUUUGAUCCCGACGCUGUGGCCCCGAGCAUCAGCCGUUGCCGAAAGGCUUUGGUCGAAUCCUGAAGAUACGAAAACUCCAGAGGCAGCGUGGCCGCGUUUACACGAACACAGAUGCCGCAUGGUGCGUCGCGGCUACCGCGCGCAGCCGAUCAAUUGGCCCGACUAUUGCCCCCCGACUUGCGAAGGUGACGUCUGUCUCCGAUUCACCUCCGGCGCUCAGGGCUCUUCUACGGAAGACGCCACAUGUAUGAGCGGGUUCAAGUACUUGACGAUGGGCUGUGAAUAUGACGCUGUAUCGGGUGCCACACCGAAUUACUCCUUUGCCUGCAACACCACCAACUGCAACGCCUCGCCCCCUAUCUUUACGACCAAUAGUGCUGGCGUGGUGGUCGAAGCCGAGCUGGGCAAUCUGAAACUGCCAGUUCGCGUUCGCGAGCUCGUCAAAUGCUACCAGAUCGACAGCCAGGACGAUUUGGACACUGAAGAAAUGGAUCUGCCAAUCUUUGAGCGAGCCGCCGCAUGUGUACAGAGAUAUAUCUACGAUUAUUACCACGGGGAAGUCAGCUUUUUCACGCCAUUAAAUAGUGAGUCUGACGGCGACCAGACGCUGAUAUUUGGACAGAAUCCGUUGAACGGAGACUGGAGACUAUCGUACCCUGGGCUCGUGUUCCACCUCCGAUUUUCCAACGACUACUCGACCCUGUCUUUGAAUUGUCAACAUGAUCCGUGCAAUAGUGACAUUUCCGCCCUGCUUCCUACGGAACCCACCGUCACUUGCUACCAAUAUGAUGUGCCCGCGUAUCGCGAUUAUUAUUAUUGUAACCCUGUUUGGAAUUUUUACAAGGAAAACACC
Molecule: messenger RNA, 2148 nt
Organism: Mesorhabditis spiculigera
Lineage: Eukaryota; Metazoa; Nematoda; Chromadorea; Rhabditida; Rhabditidae
Source: the annotation of a GenBank genome assembly